CUUUUGCCAGCUCCAUGGGUCCGCACUUGUAUGCUACCUGUUCGCGGAAACCGCGGCUGAAAUGGAGUUGACAGGCCGUGAAGUGACGCGAGGUCGAGGUGCCUAACCCGGACGCAUCGGAGGCAACAAUUCACCUAUGUGACGUGAAGUGUCUGAAGCGCGGAGACAACGGUCUUACCUUCCAGACGCGCUGCCAGGCGUUAAGAUGGCGUCCGAGCGAGAGCUGAAAGCCGUGGAGCGUAUCAACCUCCGAAACACCAUCAACCAGUGGAAUGCCAAUCGUCUUGACCUUUUCGAACUCAGUGAACCGAACGAGGACCUCGAGUUCCAUGGGGUGAUGCGAUUCUACUUUCAAGAUGCAGACCAGAAAGUUGUGACAAAGUGCAUUCGUGUUUCGAGCACAGCCACUGUCAAUGAUGUCGUUGGCACACUCAUUGAAAAAUUCCGCCCUGACAUCCGCAUGCUGUCGGUCCCGGACUAUGCCCUCUACGAAAUACACGAGAAUGGAGAGGAGCGUAAGCUGGGUCCUGAUGAGCGUCCCCUCUUGGUGCAACUCAACUGGCAUCAGGAUGACCGUGAGGGCCGGUUUCUCUUUCGACGCAUGGACCACAAGUCUCGGCUGCCAACCCUCAAGGUGGAAUCAUUGCGGUUUGGGCGCAAACUUUCACGUAGGGAGCACAAGAAAAAGAAGAACAAAGAACCGGUUCAGACUGAGGAAAAAGACGGAAUAGCAGAGAAGCUUUACACUGAGCUUCCAGAGACGAGCUUUACACGAUCAAUUUCCAAUCCGGAAGCUGUGAUGCGCCGCCGCCGACAGCAGAAGCUGGAGCGCAAGUUGCAGCAGUUCCGGCAAGAGGGAAGCCCUGAAGCUGGUGGCACGCUGCGCAUUUUUGGCGAGUCGCUGAACCGGGAUGUACCAUACAAGACUUUGCUGCUCUCGACAACGGACACUGCGGCACAUGUGGUUCGGGAGAUACUGGUGAAGUAUGGCCUUGAGCAGGAGGAGCCGCAGCACUACUGCUUGGUCCAGGUACUGGUGCCCCCGCCUCCAGGCGGCCUGCCAAGCCCCCAGGAUCCUCCCACCGGAGGCCUCAAGGAGUUUAUCCUGGAUGACGACGACUGUCCCCUGGCCAUCGAGAGGCAACACAACCGCAUGAAAGGGACACUGUCCUUCCACAUACGGCGGCGGCCAGCUGACUACCAGCCUCGAAAGCGCAAGAAGAAGGCACCAAGCGGUGGUGGAACAGUCCUUCCCGAAGAGGGCUUGCCCUUUCUGCAGGAGGUGCCCCAGGGCGGUGGACCCCCUGGCCCCUGCCACCCGAUUCCUCUCCACAUGACCGAGGUUGGCUCGGCACCCUCUGGAAGCCAGGGGCUGCAGCUCCAGGGACCAGGCGUCCUGCCAAGGCACUGUGUGAUAGCACACACGGAAGGUGUGGUUACGGUGACACCCAGUCAGCCGGAAGCAGAGACCUACGUCGAUGGCGCCCGGGUGUUUGACACCACACUGCUGCAGCAUGGUGCCACGGUUCGCUUUGGCCGCAGCCACCUCUUCCGCUUCUGGCAAGCACCACCUCCUCGGGCGGCUGCCCUACCUCCUGCCUCACCUGCCGCUACGGGUGACAACCAUCGGCCACCACAUGAGGAAGACCACCGACUGAGAGCUCCUGAACCAGAGCCCACAAGCAUGGUGGCUGUUCCCGACCAUAUGGGUCCCGUUGGCGCAGGGGACCACAGGGAUCAGCGGAGGGGUGACCCCAUUCUGCCUGCAGUGUUGGAACUGUGGGAGGAGCAUGAGUCCCUGUUCCUGGAUGCAGUCAUCAACCAACUGGACUGGCUUUCGGUCCAGUUUAAGCUAGUUCCUGCAUACACUCUCUACAUGGCCUGCCGCUACCGGGCUUCCACACACUUUCGACCUGAGACAAGCCCCACCGAGCGUGCGCAACGGCUGACAGCACUCGCCACCAACAUAGGAGCUCGAGUGCGGGUAGCUGUGGAACAGCAACAGCGAGACUCGGGGCCACUGGCCUUCUGGCUGGCCAAUGCCAGUGAGCUGCUGCACUUCCUGCGGCAGGACCGGCAUCUCAGUGCCUACACCUUGGAUGCUCAGGACCUGCUGACCGAGGCACUCCAGCUGGCAUUCCGGCAGCUUGUUGCAGCACAGCGGCGUGAGUUAGCCCAGGCUUUGCCUCGUGCUUUUCUCAGCCCGGACACGGCCACAGAUGCACCAAUUGGUGAGGCUCUUGGAGUCUUGGCAAGCAGCAUGAGCCUGCUGCGACGCUGCCGGGUGAAUGCAGCACUGACGAUCCAGCUGUUCUCCUGGCUCUUCCACCAUGUGAAUGCGUGGCUGCUGAACAGCCUCCUCCUGCACGGGCGCCCUCCACUUUGUCGGCCAACAGGUGCCCUGCUGAAGCGCCGGCUGGCCCAUCUAGUGGCCUGGGCUGAACAGCAGGGCCUGGAACUGGCCGCAGACUGCCACCUUGCACGUCUCAUCCAGGCAGCUCACUUGCUGGCGGCACCCAAGGCCCACCCUCAGCAUGACCUGCCCCUGCUUGCCGACGCAUGCUUCAAGCUUAAUUCUGUCCAGGUGCGGCACUUGCUAGAGCGGUUCCAGCCCUUGGGUCCUGGUGAUCAGGUUGGCCCAGGCUUGAUUGAAGCACUGGUGCGAGAAGCACACAAGGGUGAAGAUGCACGUCUCACUCAGGAGGGUCGCCCGCUGCAGCUGGCUGAGGAGCCCCAGCUGGCCCUGCCUUUUCUGCUCCCCGAGGAUGGAUACUCGUGUGAGACUGUGCGAGGUGUACCUCCAGGACUCCAGGAGUUUCUGCAGCCCCUGUGCCUUGCUGGCCUGUGUCGGCUGACGCUGCAGCCCACUUCCCUGGGCCACUGGACCAUCUACAUGUGCGACCAGGAUGUCCUCGGUCCCCGUAUUCUCACGCUGACCCUCAAGAAAAGCCCUUCGGGCAUGGGGCUGAGCAUUGUGGCUGCAAGGGGCUCCAACCAGGACCGAUUAGGCAUCUACGUCAAGAGCGUGGUCCGAGGUGGGGCAGCUGACCUGGACGGCCGCCUCCAAGCCGGCGACCAGCUACUCAGAGUCGACGGGCAUUCCCUAGUCGGCGUCUCGCAAGAAAAGGCAGCAGAGCUGAUGACACGCACAGGCCCACUAGUCCAGCUGGAAGUGGCCAAACAGGGAGCCAUACACCACGGGCUGGCAUCACUGCUCUGCCAACCGUCACCUCUGCUCUUGCAGCGCGGCAGCAGCCGCCUCAGCGAACGUGACAUUCCUGGCCGGUUGGCCCACGAAGAGCCCCCUCCCCGCAUCCAGGGCAGCAAGAGUGUACCGGCUCUCAACUGUGGCUCUGCAGCUAUGGAUGGUGGAAGUAGCCAGCACUUGGCGCCAGGAAGUUCCAUGACGAUGCCACCACGGGGCUACCCUCCAGGACCUUCUUAUUCGCCCAGGCAAGCAGCCAUGGAGGAGCGCCAGUACCAGAAUAUUGGCUUGUACCAGCAGCAACACCAGCAACAGCAGCAGCUUCCACAGCAGCCACAUCCACCGAUUACAAGGCCAAGCCAUGGUUCACAGCCAUUACCGUGGAGUCCUCCCACGAGUAGCAGCAGUGGCAAUGCACCGCUCCGGCCAGAAGUGGGUGCCCGGCCCCUCUCCACACUGGUGAGCCCUCGAGAGCAGGAGCAGUACGUGAGCAGCCUUGGUUCCCUCGCCAUGGGUCACCACUCUGGCCCUCCUGGAGGAGGCGAAAAAGUGUUGGGAGCCCCACUUGCAUCAGAUCCUCCCCCACACUGGAGCCCCCACCCGCCUCCGCCAGACCUGAGGGCGCAACGGGACCUGCUUCGCCAGGAAGCCAAGAUGGAGGAAAUGAAAGAGGAGGUACGGCGGCGAGAGGAACGGGACCUCCAUCAGCCAUUGAUCACAAAGCCCCCAAUGAAGCAGCACCCACAGCAAGGUGUUCGCUCGCCACCGCCUCCAGAGACCAGCAAUGGGCACCACCCAAAUAACAGGAUACCCCGAGAUGCCAUCCAGGUGGCCAGCCCCUCGCCCUGGGAACGGGAGGAGAAAGAGAUGCGGCGCCUCCAGCGACUGGAAGAAAUGCGCCAGAUGCGAGACGAGGAGUUGCAAGAACUGGAGUCUCUACCGAACCGGACAAGCCGACAAGAGGAACGGCUGAGGGCCCUGAGGCUGGAACGAGAGUUUGAGCGGCGGGCACAGGAACUUGCUGGGGACGAGGACGAGGAGGAGCAGGUGCCAGAGCCAGCUGACUUGACAACUGAGGUGCAACCUCUGAAGGAGCGCCCCUCCCAGCAUCCUUGGGAGCCGAUUCAUGUGGUUACUCCCCGCCAUCUGGAGGAACAAGAGGAUCGUCUACGACAGCUGCGUCUGGAGGAGAGUGGCAAGCAACAGGAGCUGGCUGCUCAACGCAUGGCUGAAGAGCAACUGCUGCGUGAAGCACAGCGCCGACAGCAACAGCAGCUGCAACAUCAGCAGCAGCAGCAAUACCAAAACCAGCAACAACAGCACCACCACCAGUUACAGCAGCAGCAGCUACAGCAGCAGCAGCAGCUACAGCAGCAGCAGCAGCUACAGCAGCAGCAGCAGCUACAGCAGCAGCAGCAGCAGCAGCAGCAGCAGCAGCAGCAGCAGCAGCAGCAGCGUCAGCAGCAGGAAGAACACCAGCCGCAUGAUGACCAGCCUCCACCACUGCCGGCAUGCCCACCUCCCCCGCCAGACCGCAGACCCCCACCUUCCAAAAAGGUGUCCUUUACUGAAGCGCCCCCUGUUGAGGUGUGCCCCCAGGAUGAUGAAGAGGAGGAUUCAGGCUACACCUUACAAGAUAUUGAUGCAGUGCUGAAUGCUCCACCAGGUGGUUACCUGGUGGCAUCCACACCAGGUGUCAUUGGUGCACAGGAGGUGUAUCGUGACCCUCGACAGCGAAUUGAACGUCAGCGAGCCCUGCAGCAACCAAGCAAGCCACCAGGACCCGAGAAACUCACCUUCCGCGAGAAGAUGCGCAUGUUUGCUCGCGAGACGGGUGAGGAGCACACACCACGCGACAAAAUGAAGAUCUCACGGGCGCAACGGGAGAUUGAGACCAGCCUGAAUGGUGUGCCUGCGCCCAACCGUUGAGCAGUGUUGUGGCUUGCACCAAAACAGUCUUUUAAAUCAAAUGCCACUGUAAUGCCAAUUGAAGGACUAAAUGGUGGACUGUUUCUAUGCUGUUUUUGACUGAAGCAAAUUAUGUGUUUUGAAGCACAGAGAAUGUGGCUGCUGCCAUGUUCCGAUAGACUUUUGUGCAGCUUGAAUGAGUUGUUGCUGUUUUGUCGUUCCAGCUAUAUUGUUAUUAUGCCCUUCCUUUUUGAUCGACUUGAACCAUAAUGCUUGAAGGACAACAUAUAGGGCAGCUGUUAUAAAUAACAAUUUAAUGAACUGCAGUGAAAUGCCACUUGAAGCCGAAACAUGGCUGCUCUUAUGUGCUUCUAAUGAACUCUAGUUUAGCAGCUUGUUAUUCAUCCUUAUGGCUGAUGACAUUUUCUUUUUACAACUCAUUAAAUAGCAUUCUAAGAAAGUUAUCAUUGCCAUUUAGCUCAAAGUUUGGUACUCAUUAGCAGCAAGUUAUAUUGUGUCACUAGCCAUGAGGAUGCUUUUAGUCAAAGGCCAAGUUUGUCUACUAGAGGCUGUUUUUAAUUAUUUCUUGCUCUUUGAAUACUGAUUUACGCAAGCUAAACAUAGAUUAUCUGUUAUUUGUAUACUUUCAAAGAUGUUAAGGAUCAUUACUGAAGUGUGGUUGUGUAAGGAGUACUCAGUUUUCUAAUACAGGUGUUUACAUUUGUGGUUUGACUCAUUCCAAAUUACAAGAGCUUACUUUGUUGAAAGUUCUCCUUUACUAUUUUUUUUAUUUAUUGUUAUUUUUUUCAUCAUGAACCUGUGUAAGAGUCACAAUGGCCAUUGGGCCAGCUUUUCACUCAAAAGUAUUUUUAUGGUGCUUUACAACACACUUUAUGUCGCUUGUUCAUUCACCAGAGUGCCUCUUUCUUUAUCAUAGUGCAGCUAACUGAGAGCAGCUAACACACACAUGCCGAACUUACGGCCACUGUCGCAAGGUACGCAACUCUACUCUUCACAGCCCAUGAAUUGGACUCCAAAGCGCUGUGCACAUAAAGCUGUUGCAUCAUAUGAUGAGCUAUUUUACCAGAGUGCCUGUCUUUUAUUACCAUGCAGCAGCUAAAUAAAAGAGCUACCUGAAA
Dermacentor albipictus is the source of this 6252-nucleotide messenger RNA. It is a transcript of the gene cno, whose product is annotated as adherens junction formation factor afadin. Gene Ontology annotation, cellular component: adherens junction. Gene Ontology annotation, biological process: regulation of protein localization; signal transduction. NCBI's taxonomy places the organism in Eukaryota, Metazoa, Arthropoda, Arachnida, Ixodida, Ixodidae. Gene Ontology annotation, molecular function: cell adhesion molecule binding. The record is from RefSeq and is a predicted model, not a curated record.